This is a messenger RNA of Tricharina praecox, 926 nucleotides long. RefSeq lists its product as uncharacterized. Lineage: Eukaryota; Fungi; Ascomycota; Pezizomycetes; Pezizales; Pyronemataceae. Bases 77 to 844 code for a protein of 255 amino acids. The record is from RefSeq and is a predicted model, not a curated record. The transcript has 2 exons.
CCGGGAUCAUAUAUUGCGCCGUUACACGGAGCCUUCCCAGUCGUAAGCCGACUGGGAAUACGGCCAUGGAAGGCACAUGGAAACCGCAUCGAAGCCGGGCCAUGACGUAGUCGGACGAAGUCGCAAAAACCGGCUGGAUACACACGAAACACCGCUUAUUGCAAUAUAUUCCCGCCUGCCCUCCAUCGCGCCCGCAUCGUUUCCCCCCCUCCCAUCCCAUCCUUCCAUCCAUCCAUCCUUUCGCCACUCCAAUCCACCGAACCGAACAUACCGGUAUCCAGCCACCGCCGCCUCCGACAAGAGAAAAAACACAAUGUCCGACCGCGAAGAACCCCCCAGCUCGCAUUCGCGCCCCACCUCGCCCGCCUCGGGCGCCUCGAAUGCCUCGGGGGCAGCAGGCGACCAUCCCAACCGCCCGCCCUCACCCGAGCACACAGCGCGGCCGCCGUCGCCCACGCGCUCUCCGUCGCCCGAGCGCUCGCCUUCCCCCGUGCCCGACCGCGAGGAGGCCCCCGAGCCGCCGAAGCCGCAACCUCAGCAGCGGAAGCCGCGACAGCCCGCCGACGACGAGGUGGACCGCGCGGCGCGCGGGGAGCAGCAGGUUGCUAGGCCGCAGAGGCGGCAGCAAAGGGAACAACGGGAACGGCAACAGAGACCGCAGCGGCGGCAGCAGCAGCAGCAGAUGCAGGCUCCGAUGCAGCAGCAGCAACAGCAACAGCCGCAGCAACAGGAGAAGGAGGGCCGCAGUGAUCCUAUCUCCCUCAGGCUCGAUAUCAACCUCGAGAUUGAGGUGACGCUUAAGGCCAGGAUUCAUGGUGAUUUGACGCUGGCGCUGUUGCAGUAAUUUCGAGCCGUUGAAACCGUUAGCGAAUAAUAUUCUUCUUUGUCUCCUUUCGUUUCAUUGGGUUGGUUUUAGCGAUUUCCUU